AUGAGCACCAGCAGGCCUGUUUCGACGGUGAUACCGCCUCGGAGAACGUUCGGUCCAGAUGAGAGUGCCGCGUCCGACGCGGGGCAGUCAUCCGGCCAACCAGGAGGUUCACCGCUUCCACGUCGUGUCUCGGGGCGUGUCUCGUUCUCUACUCUCAACCACAGACCAAGUCUAUUCGGAAGAAGGAGGAGCGGCGUGGAUGAGGAGACUGGGGCAGCCGCUGCAGCGCCGGAGCGGCCUGCGAUACCGAGCGCGCUGCAGCCGGGGGAAUCGUACGCGACUCCGCUGCCCAAGCUGUCCAUGACCGUCCUCUCGAUUACCAUGCUGGGCGAAUUUCUGUCGGCCAACGUCUCGGCCCCGUUCAUCCUGUUCAUGGUGCAAGGAUUCGGCCAGUUCUCGGAUGAGGCUCGUGUUGGGUACUGGACCGGCAUCUUGGUAUCAACGUUCUUUCUAACCCAAUUUCUUACCUCUCUGCUAUGGGCCACGGUCGCCGCCAAACAUGGUCAGCGACUCGUUUUGUUCAUCUCCCUCCUCGGGAGCGCGGUGACCUGCUGCCUGUUCGGAACGUCCAAAUCACUCCAGCAGGCAAUCGCUAUUCGCCUAAUGCAAGGAAUAUUCGCCGGUGCUAUCGGCGUCGCGCGUGGGUCUGUGACAAUGAUCACCGACCAGAGCAAUGAGGGGCGGGCGUAUGCGAUUCUGGGUUUCUGUUGGGGUUUUGGUGGUGUCGCUGGAGCGAUCGUUGGAGGAACCUUUGAGUCCCCCGCCAAGAAGUGGCCAUCGGUAUUCGGCGAUCUAGAGCUUUUCAUCAAUUACCCUUAUUUGCUGCCAUGUGCUGUUGCAUCAUCCAUCACCUUUGUGGGAUCCAUUCUGUGCUUAUUCGUCGGUCCGGAUUGUGGCCCACGGGAGGGAACCAUCCGCUUACCAAUCGAGAAGUUCGGUACAAUUUCAGAGGAAGACGCGGUGCCGACCACACCACUCUUCGAUGAGCAAGAGUCUCGACACAGUUUUUACGAUACCGUCAAGCAGAGGCUUUCAGGUCGGCUUUCUGGCUACUUCGUGCGGAGCGGACAACCCGUGCAGGAAGGCACCUCGGCAACUUCUCCAGUACAAGACGAGUCUCUGCCCUUAUCUUCCACUCCCUCUCGCACGUCCAUUACCAAGCCGCGGCCGAUCUCUCAGACAAGCCGAGCAAAUGGCUCAGCGUAUGGGUACAGCGGUACAUUCAGGAAUCGACUGUCAAGUGGAUACAGCGCAAGGCCGAGAUCGAAUGCGGCACUUUCCAUCAGGCGCAGGAGUACCAUAGAUGGAUUCUCCUCUUCUGUCGGGACCGCCACCGGAAGCGACCUCAACUUUGCCCAGCGCCUGCUCAUGGCCAACGAGAAUGCUGUUACGAACAUUGCCGACCUUUGGGUCGCAGCGGCAAUGAACGUGGACAACGAAGAUCCCUUCGAGCUCGAGUCCGAUUUUGACGACGAUGCCGAGGCGUUUGGAGAAGAGGACUUCGCCGCCGAGGAGGGCGAGAUCGAGGAGGAAGAUAUAUUCGGCCCUACGACUGCAGACCCUUCGUCGCGUCACAACAGGUUCUCCCGCCGAGAAUCGCUUACCUCGACCAUUGGUCCUAAACUCAAACGCUCAUCCUUCUCGGGGAGCAGGCAUCCUCCGCCACUUGGUUCGCCGCGGCGCGUCUCGAGCUCGGGGCGCCUGUCUUUCCUCCGACCGCGCUCCUCACAAUAUUCUCCAGCGUUAGUCGGCGACGAGCUGCCGUCCAUGCAUCGACGCUUGUCGACUACCGUCCCCUCUAUUUUCUCCCACGUGGGCGUCCGGACGCCUCCUGCAGUCCUCGAGGCGCAGCAGCUGCUUCAGAAUUUUGACGAGCAGGCUCCAGGUGAUUCUUUGGCUCCUAUCUUGGAGUCUCGGCGUGGGGGGACGGAGAAUGAGGCCGCCGUCGAGCCUGAGGAGCUGGAGAGAGAGCCCUCUUUGAUGUCGCAGCUGCCAAUCCUGAUCAUCAUUCAAUAUGGCUUGCUGGCGUUACACUCCACGACGCAUGACCAAGUGUUCUAUCUGUAUCUUGUCUCCAAAUAUCCGUUGGGCGGCCUGAACCUCAACGCGGGUCAUUUCUCUCAAUUGAGUAAGGAUGAAUUCGUUGACUUCGUGCCAGGUCUUGCGCUAAUAUUGCAUAUCAAUUCUAUUUGUAUCCGUGCGUGUUACCUUUGCUUGAUUACUGCGCUUGGUGUUGACUUGUCAUCGUCCGCAUUCAGCAACAUUGGCCCGCCUCGAGGUCGUUUCUCUCACCUGGCUAUGCUCCGCUUAGGAUCGCUUCUUUUCAUUCCGUCUUAUUUAUCCGUAAUCAUGUAUCGGGUAUUAGCAAGUGCCAACACCGACGGCAAUCCGAUCCUCAUGGCCGCGCUCGCGUUGAGCACCGCUGUCAGGUUUUGCGGCAGCACGUUCUGCUACACGUCGAUUUCGGUCUUACUCAAUUACAUGUCGCCACCUCAUGUGGUCGGAUUCGCCAACGGCGUUGCGCAGAGUAUCGUCAGCUUAGCGCGUUUCGCUGGACCAAUCUUAGGCGGCACGCUAUGGUCCAUGAGCGUCCAAGACGGCCCGGAGGGUUAUCCCCUGGGCUUCCUGGCAUGCGCGGGCGCGUGUGCGCUUGCCAUCGCGCACAGCUUCUUCAUUCGAUGA
This is a messenger RNA of Fibroporia radiculosa, 2682 nucleotides long. RefSeq lists its product as uncharacterized. Lineage: Eukaryota; Fungi; Basidiomycota; Agaricomycetes; Polyporales; Fibroporiaceae. The transcript is spliced from 15 exons. Bases 1 to 2682 code for a protein of 893 amino acids. Gene Ontology annotation, molecular function: transmembrane transporter activity. Gene Ontology annotation, cellular component: brush border membrane. The record is from RefSeq and is a predicted model, not a curated record. Gene Ontology annotation, biological process: transmembrane transport.